CCACGGACAGUUUUCUGUUUACACGAUCACAACGUGGGUUACUGACAGAACUUUGUUGGCAUGUUAGGGAGUAAAACCAAAAGUCACUAAUAUCAGUUUUUCCUGCAUAUUAAAAUGGGUAAAAAGCGCGAAAACGAAGUCUCGGUGGAGUCAAACAUUCCGCUGAAAAAAGAAGUCUCGGAGUUCAAUGGGACUGUAUUUAAAGCCAUGCUGAAGGAACCAGCCACAGUCAUGAGAGGACUGGAGAGAUUCGUUUCCACCGCUAAGAAGCUGCCAUGCUCUGAUCUGUAUGAUGUGGUGGAAGGAUAUAUUAAAAUUUCUAUGGAGUGUGCUGAAAUAUUCAAAUUGCUAGAGAGAGAAAAGCACGUAGAGACUGAGAUGAUGCUGAUCUUUGAGAGCUUGGAGAUGAUCCUCCUCCGGACAGCCAGUGACCUGUCCCACUUCAGCAUGGUGGGCAAUGCUAUUGUGAAAAAGAUUGUUUCUAGCCACGUGAAACUCCUGCAGGGAUCCUUCCAAUCAGAAAAUCACAGGUUCGUCCGUCAGUGCCUCAGUCUCCUGUCAGCCUUGGUGUCUCAGGGUCAAGAAGCUGCAAGAGAUGUCCUGAGUAACAUUCAAGUCAACAAAGCUCUGUCUGGACUGGCAAAGAGAAGGGAUAAGAGGGGAAGACCUGAUGUCCGCAUGGCUUAUAUCCAGUUUGUGCUGUCCUUUUUGGUGUCUGGAGACAAUGCUACAGUUGGACAGUUAUUAGAAAUCAAAGAACUCCUACCAGAGAUCCUGAGUACGGGUGUGAAGGAGGACAGGAUGUCUAUCGUCAAUCUGAUUUUGUCUACACUGAAGACAAGAGUGGUGAUAAACAAGGGCAUAAGUAAGACACAGAAAGUGCGUUUUUUCACACCUGUUGUAUUGGCCAACAUAGCAUCUCUGUAUAAAUGGAAUGGGAUUGAGGAUGCAACCACUGAUGAUGACAGAAUGGUAGACGACUCGGAGCAUGCUGGGCAAUCAGUCAUUCGGGAACUUGUUCACAGUUUCCUUCUUGACAUUUGUUGCUCUCGUAAGCACGGCAUCAGCUUUCAUGAUGCCAGCUUUGGCACAGCUGGCAGAGCUGGCAACAUUGUCUUGCUUCAGUUCCUGGUGGGGCAGAAGCAGGCCACAGAGGAUGAGUUGGUGACGGAGCUGGUGGUGAAUGUGUUGAAAGCUACCCCUGACAUGCUGGCCAGAUACUUUCAGGAGACGCAGUAUUCAUAUACCCCCCGCCUCAAAAGUGCUUGGCAGGACAAUGUCAAGUUACUUAAAAAGAUCUACGAAGCCCAGCCAGAGAUUUCCACAGUCUUCCAAACUCGUGAAGUCGUCCCUCUCCCUCGCCUGCUGUCCAUGAUCAUGGUGGUUUCUCUUCCUCCGGUCUGCAACAAGGCCUUCUUCACACAGGGCCUCACUUUUGCCAACACAGGUGUGCAGCUCACCACUCUGUCCAUGAUGAAUUUCAUCUUAAAAAGAGCCAAUAGGAACAUGAACUACCUUUUGGAUAAGUCCGAGUGGCACAGCGCGGAUGGAUACACUCUGGAAAUGAUGGGGGAUUUGGUGCUGCAGUACAGGGAGAUUCUCAGCAAGAUUCUGCCAGAUAUGACGAGCAUAGUUUCCAAGUGGCAGUCACUUAGCAAGAAAGAAAAGACGGAUGGUGACGAAAAAAAGACAAAAACUGAAGGGGUCGCUGAGCAGACGACUAAUAAAAGCGAAGUGCCCGCAGUUGCUGAGACAGCCGAGGUAAUUCUGCUGAAGACUCUGAUUCUCCAAGUCAUCUGUCUCUACCAGAAAGUCGUGCCACAUCUGGUUAGCCAGUGCAAAUUUGAUUUCAGCAAGCUCUUAAAAGGGAUUGUGUCUGAGAAAGGGAUGAGGGAAGAAGUUCCUCCAGUUUUGCAGUAUCAGAUUCUGCAGUUGGCCUUAGAUCUCCCUGCAAGCAAGUUCUCCUGGUUUCGCAUACAGGAUGUCGACACCGAAUCAUCAUCUGGAGAGAAGUCAGUACUGUACCUGCUGCUCAUGAUGUUUGUCAGCAGCAGCAGCAGCCACCUGAAGAGCUCCACACGACUGCUGGUUCUAAAAUGGGGAAGGACAGAUGGAUUUGGAGUUCGGGGGCCGGUUCCUCUGAGUGAAGACCUCAUCAUCCAGACCUUCCCCUUCAGUGUGGGUCCCGCUGCACUGGAGGCUCGUAACAAACUGCCAGCAGACAAGGGGGUGGUACAUGAGUACUUGUCUGCGGUGCUUUCAGAUGUGUUGCACUGUCAGAGAGAGCCUCUCCCGCUCUGCCUGGCUCUGCUGCAGUACGAUAAAGAGCUCGUGUCCACAGAACUCUCCGCUCCUCCUCAUCCCUCCAUCAUACACCUUCAUCAGUAUUACUCCAAAUGGCUUCCUCAGCAAAGCCGAGAGGAACUGUUCAAAUCCUCUGAACACCAUUCAAAGGGAUCCUCGACCCCCAUUUCAUUCAGCGCACUGAUGGAGUCUGCAUAUAGCCAAGGUCCAAACGCUCUGCUAGAGGACGCAUUCAGGAAGAAUGUGGAAGGAACUCUAGCUUCAAUGUUGAUUGAUGAUUUUCCAGUAGCAACUAAGCAGAUAUUACUCUACAUAAGAUCAACAGUGGAAAACCUUGGCACGUUCCCCAAAGACAUAGGAACCGCCCCUCUGAAGACUUUAAUGGGAAUACUCCAUGAUUUGGUGAGCAAGCUACAAGGCUUACAGGAAUCUGCACACUCUGAGCCAGCAGCAGCAGCAGCAGCAGCAGCAGCAGCAGCAGCAGCUGAGAACUCCCAGGAAGGAUCAGACCUCUUCCUAGAAAGCAGCCAGUUGUCCACAGCAGAAGCCAAUAAAGAGCAGGUCCUCUUUUCAGUCCUUGGCUCCAUCUUCAAGCAUCCGUGUUUGCAGCAGUGGUUUCUGGCUCUGGAGCUGGCUGCUCUGCCUCCUCACACUCUGAACCCUGUCAGGCUGAAGCACAUGUGCUCUCAGCUGAAUGAUGACAUUCUGACCUUGCUGAAGACAUGCUCCCCUACUCUAAGUGAUCUCGGUCACAUGGAGCUCAGUUGUAGCUAUAUGGAGGCGAUAGAGAAAGCUGUGCUCAAGGAACUGAUGGAAAAGGGCUCCCAGACACCAAAGAAGCACUCUCGACCUUUCCAAGCCCUCCUGUCUCUUCACAGCUUCAUGGACUCCUGCAACCUCAGAGAGGUGGUUUCCAAGUUGCUACUCCUCCCCCACGGGAGCCUUAUCUCUCCUAGUAGUGAGGGCGCACAGGCCGAGCUGAGUGUCUAUGGUCAUGCAGCUCUGCUCAUCCUCACAGAGUCUAAAGCUAACCCUUCCAAGGACCACGGCAUCUUUCUGUCUCAGGCCCACCUCCAUGGCCUGAGCACCCUGCUGCUGUCCUGCUCCAGCCACGCACUGGAGGCCUUCCUGCUGCAGACUCUGUCCACUGAGCCAGGCAGUGCUAAACUCAUCCACACAGAUGUGCUGCUGCACUGUCUCCAGUUUCCUCUCCCAGACUCCCUUUCCAUUAGCUCUCUCCUGCUGCAGAACUGCUCCACACAUCGCCUCUGCUUUGAAAUGUGGUGUCUCGAGCCAGCAAACAUGGAGAAGCUCUCAGAGCAGACGGAAACAUUCCUUCCACUUAUCAACACCUACCUGCAGGUGGCAAGAAGAGAGGAUCCCGCCAGGCCACAAGAAGUGCAAAAAGAGGUUGUAAAGGCUUUGAAGCAAGCGCUGCUGGCCAAACUGUCCCAAUGUGUUCUGGGAAACCUGACUGAAGACUCUGGUGCCCAGGUGACUGAAACACUAGCCAAUCUGAUCAGGCUGUCAGCCAACAUCAAGGACACUAAGAGCUUGAUCAACACACUGCCCGAUGCUCUUCAAAAAGUUGACAGUUUUGAAAGAUGGCAACUAGUUGAUGCUGUCACUGAGAAACUGGAUGGUUGCCCAGAGGAACAAGACACCUGGAGGAAGUCAGUCACCACGGCUGCCCUCAAGUGUCUCAUCGCGGCCUACAGUCAUUCUAAAGAUCUGGCUACUGCCCGUUUGGAGCAGGAGCACAGCAUCCUGGAGAGACUGCAAGGACUGCUCACAUCAGCUGAAGACAUCGCUGCAUCCGAAUGGAACAGUUUUAUCAAGAAUGGACUGAAAUAUCGGUACAGAGAUCACCACUAUCUGAACACUUUGAGCCACUUGUUGGGAGUGAUGUACGGUGGCACUGAAGUCCAGAAGGACCUGAUUCCUUUAACCACCCUUUACAUGAUGACAAGCAGCCAUUCUCUGUUCCUGCCCACCAUGUUGGAAGAUGAUGAAGAGCACAGCUGGUGUCAGGCUAAAGAAGCGUUAGUGUCCCUACUUCUCUCUUUGGUGAAGAAAUGCCCUGUUGUCUGUAACACCAAUCAAUUUGUCGUUCUUUUGGGAGCAUAUGGAGUUACCCUGAAUAAUUCAGAUCAGAAACUAUUACUGCUCCUUCAGGAAUAUGAAAGAAACGAUGUCAGUCUGCUGAAAUUUCAAUCCUUCCUGUGGGGCCCGGCAGCUGUGGAGCACCACAAGACCAGGAAAAGCCUCGGAGCUUCACUGUGGAAGCAAGAGAGCUUCGAGGACCUGUUGGCCCUGCUUAACGCCGACAGGAUGCUCCAAACCAUUGCACACUUUCCACAGCAUCGCAAAAUCAUCCUGCAGGUCCAUACUUUUAUUUUUUACAUCUGA
Notothenia coriiceps (black rockcod) is the source of this 4713-nucleotide messenger RNA. Its product is annotated as nucleolar pre-ribosomal-associated protein 1-like. Lineage: Eukaryota; Metazoa; Chordata; Actinopteri; Perciformes; Nototheniidae. Gene Ontology annotation, biological process: maturation of LSU-rRNA from tricistronic rRNA transcript (SSU-rRNA, 5.8S rRNA, LSU-rRNA); maturation of 5.8S rRNA from tricistronic rRNA transcript (SSU-rRNA, 5.8S rRNA, LSU-rRNA). The record is from RefSeq and is a predicted model, not a curated record. Gene Ontology annotation, cellular component: nucleolus.